AUGACUACGACCUCCGAAAUGCAAACAGUGCGACGCCUAGGUCUAUUAGAGGCUGGCUCGGCUGCUUUUCACCUCAUGGGUUUAUAUCGCUCAGUGGUAGUAUCUGCGACGUACAGUAUUCCCUCACGCGAGCAGUCUAAAGAAGCCAUGCUCGCAGCUCUGGGGGGUUUGAUCAAUGAUAACCCUAUGCUGCGUGUUGGCAUCAAAGAUGAGGGUAGCACUAUCGCCUACUUUACUCACAUUUCCGAGAUGAAGCUCAAGGACUUUGUCGAGUUCCGCACUUCUGCUUCUGAUCUUGACUUUAGUAAAGAUUUGAAACAUCUGCACUGCUGGUGCCAUGAUCAAAUUUUCCAGGAUGUUGAGACGAGGCCACCAUGGAGGGUGUUUGUUCUUCGACCAGACGGGGAAUCUCCUGCUUUUGAGGCUGUUGUUUUUGCCUUUCACCAUUCUCUUAUGGAUGGGAUGGGAGGGAGAUUGUUCCAUGAGAAACUACUCACAAAGCUGAACUCGUUGCCUCCCAACCCAUCGCCGCCAGCGGUCCUAUCCUUUCCAGAGUGCCCCGUGCUGCCUGAACCGCAAGACAAUGUCAUCGACUAUACAACCACUCUGUCUCGCCGAUUCUCAGGCCUGUUGAAUUGGAUGCGACCUUCUUUUUUUACACCUACUCACGAAAUUUGGUCUGCUGAACCCGUCGAAUUCAGUCGUCCUCACAAGACUCGGUUGGCUGUCGUGGAUAUUCCUCCCGAUGUGAUGAAGAGUGUCCUCGCGGCGACUCGUUCCUAUAGAACAUCUCUUACAGGCCUGUUGCACGCUCUUGCACUAGCAUCACUAUCUCGACGUGUUCCCGACGCACCGGGUUUUACGUCUUCAACACCUAUAAGCAUGCGUCCGUACAUAUCUCCCACGGCUGACCCUGCUCAGAAAGAGGCCCUGUUUGGAUGUGUGACUGGUACAGCACACGAACACCUUUCUGCGGAACUUGCUGCUCUCCGAAGCGCACAAGGCGAGGCACUUGAUGAUCUAGUCUGGUCACACGCACGAAAGAUAAAAGAGGAGCUCAAACAAAAGACAUCUACUCUACCAGCCACCGAUGGCCUCAAAGCACUCCGCAGUAUUAAAGACUGGACUGAGUUCUUGAUUGAAAGAGACGGAAGCAAGCGCAGAAGGACCUGGGAAGUCAGCAAUCUCGGUAUGCUGACAGAACCUGCCGAGAAUGGACCUGACAAGAGGACCAUAUUGCAUGCAAUGUUUACGAACGGGCCUAUGAUCUCAAGCGAUCCGAUGAGCAUUAGCGUUGUAAGCGUUAAGAAUGGGAUGCUGACUUUGGGAAUAACGUGGAAUGAUAGUAGUGUGGAUGAAAAGCUUAUGGAGGGUUUGAGGGGAGAUUUGGAGUCUUCCCUGAAGCAAUUACAUGAGGAGGGAGACUUGUGCAUGCACUGGCUGUAUGAAGAGGACUCUGAGGAUGAGGCUUAA
Messenger RNA from Fusarium venenatum, 1473 nucleotides. RefSeq names its product alcohol acetyltransferase. The record is from RefSeq and is a predicted model, not a curated record. Gene Ontology annotation, molecular function: N-acetyltransferase activity. NCBI's taxonomy places the organism in Eukaryota, Fungi, Ascomycota, Sordariomycetes, Hypocreales, Nectriaceae.